This is a messenger RNA of Hyaloscypha bicolor E, 1344 nucleotides long. Its product is annotated as glycoside hydrolase family 43 protein. The record is from RefSeq and is a predicted model, not a curated record. Lineage: Eukaryota; Fungi; Ascomycota; Leotiomycetes; Helotiales; Hyaloscyphaceae. Gene Ontology annotation, biological process: carbohydrate metabolic process. The transcript is spliced from 8 exons. Gene Ontology annotation, molecular function: hydrolase activity, hydrolyzing O-glycosyl compounds. Bases 1 to 1344 code for a protein of 447 amino acids.
AUGUUUCUCUCAUCUGUCACUAUCGAAGGGCUUCUCGCAUUAAGGCUGUAUUUUGUUCCUGAUUGGGACGACACAUAUUUCUGUGCUUCGUCCAGCUUCCUCGUCUUUCCUGGCAUUCCUAUCCAUGCAAGUCGAGAUCUCAUCGAUUACAAAUUAGUGAGCAAUGCCCUGAGAAGGCCGGAGCAAGAACCAGGCCUGAACACAGCAAAAAGAGCUACGAGCGGAAUAUGGGCAUCUACCAUCAGAUACAGAGAAGGAAUAUUCUACGUGGUAACUUCCUUGGUUUACGAUGACUACCCGAAAAAUGCAAGAAAUCGAUUUGACAGCUUUGUGAUUACCUCAACAGUUUGUUCUGCUUCUUGGUCGAACCCUUUUCACUUCAUCGACGAUGAUGGGCAACUGUACAUCGUCGGAACACACGUUUGGGAAGCGCAGCCGGGAAUUCAGAUGGUCACUCUGGACUUGAAGACUGGAGCAAUUGGACCAUAUAUCAAUAUUUGGAAUGGGAGUGGAGCGAGCGCACCUGAAGGUCCCCAUAUCUACAACAAAGAUGGGUAUUAUUAUCUCCUCAUUGCCGAAGGCGGAACAGGCUCCGGCCACAUGGUAACAACGGGGCGCUCAAAGAACAUCAAUGGGCCUUAUGAAUCUAAUUUAUUUCAACAUUCUGAUGAUAAUUGGUGGGCCGUUGCACUGUCUGUCCGCCAAGUUCCAGAUGGAAGCUAUCCGAUGGGUCGCGAGACUUGGCCAGUUUUCACCAAAGUCAGUGCCAACAUGAACAGCUGGCACCUCGAGCCCGAGGACCCACUUGAAGAUGGUGAAGGAUCUCUGGUUGUUUCAUCGGCACACUUGGACUUCCCACCCGGCUCAAACUUGUCUCUCGAGUUCGUCCACUGGCGUUUCACCGCCAAUGGAAGUUACAUUGUAUCACCACCCGGACAUUCGAAUAGCUUGCAACUUGCAUCUUCUUUGUCCAACUUGACGGGAGCAGACGGUCGCUCUGCUGAGCUGAAAGGACAAACCUUCAUUGCUCGACCACUCCAAGAAGCAGAGGUUGGCGUAACUGUCUUCUUGGAUCAAUUGCACCAUUGGGACCUUGGAAUCGUCAUGAGCUCAAAUUCAACCUCAACUGUUACAGCCAGUUACAAAAGACCGUCUUCCAACAUAACAAACCUGGUGCCAUAUCUCAGACUUCGAGGCAUCACCGCAGUCCCGAGUUUCAUCUUUCAUGAUUUGGCUAUUGUAUUAUGGCCAGCAGCAUGGAAGAAUAGGAUCACGUUGGAAAUCAGAAUAAGCAACAUUACGCACUACACAUUUUCAGCAGGCCCUGCCAGCAGCCAGAGCUAG